CUCUCUCAUCCUGUGGAGAUCCGCAGCCACCGCCACAGCCGCCUCCCUCCCUUCACUACCUGCGUUGCGUUUCUCUAGGGUUUUAGGUUAGGCCAUGGCCAUGGCGUCUCCCAGUCCUAAUGAGGAUGUGCCGAGAAUCCAAAUCGGUACUGAGUGGGAAGUUCUUGAAGCCCAUCAUCAAGGUCUAUGCCCCUCCAAGUCCUGCGGCAGGCAGGCAGCCGAGCAGCGAAAUCUGGAGAGGCAGGGAGAAGCUCAGAGAGAGAGAGAGAGAGUGCUGGAAUGAAAGUGGCUGAGAUGGUUGGUCUGAAGCAGAUAGCGGAGGAGGCGGAGGGAGGCGGACACCGGCAAACUGGAAUUUGUCUAGAUAGAACUAUCGAUCCGUACCGUAACCGGGAUGGAGUUUCUUGUCGGGGUCGGGGUGAGAUGGGAGUAAGAAUUCAUUCCCGCCCUCCAGCUUCAGUAGCAGCAUUCAUUCGAAAAAUGCCUUCCUUACCUUCUGCCGACGACCAAAUCCGAUUCAUUCCUUUAUCUGAAGUGAUCCUCCUUCGUCUUCUUCACGGACGAGCAAGGAAGCGAAUUUCUCCUUCCUUGUCUGAUUACCUUACUUACGGUGGCUGAAUUGCCGUUGAUUCUUCUCUAUAAGUGCUCUUCGUGCAACCGUUAAUAAUCUAUCGAGCUUCUCUACUUUCCCUGUUGACGUGAAUUGGUUUUUACAUGAUGGCUGGGAUUGCAAUAGAUGAUGAUUGGGGGCUCACUUCCACUUAUGCUGGUGUUCGGACGCUGGUUCUAGUGGGCAGGACAGGUAAUGGUAAAAGUGCCACGGGGAACACUAUUCUUGGGAGGAGGGCUUUCAAGUCGAGGGCUAGCUCGUCGGGGGUGACAAGCACCUGCCAGUUGCAGCAAACUGUCCUGCCUGAUGGCCAGAUUGUCAAUGUAAUUGACACUCCCGGGCUUUUCGAUAGUUCUGCUGGAAUCGGCGAUGUUGGAAAAGAAAUUGUCAGGUGUAUCGAUCUGGCCAAGGAAGGGAUCCAUGCUGUGGUUUUGGUCUUUUCUGUUAGGACUCGCUUUUCGGAGGAGGAAGAAGCUGCCUUCCAUGCCCUGAGGACUUUGUUUGGAAACAAGAUAGUCAACUACAUGAUUGUUGUGUUCACUGGUGGGGAUGAACUUGAAGAAAAUGAUGAAACUCUGGAAGAUUACUUGGGUCGUGAGUGUCCACAGCCUUUGAAGGAUGUUCUUGCUCUCUGCGGGAACCGGCAGGUUCUUUUCGAUAAUAAGACGAAGGAUCAGGACAAGAAAAUAGCCCAAGUUCGGGAGCUAUUUUCCCUUGUCGAUGCAGUGAUAAGCCAGAAUGGCGGAAAACCUUUUUCAGAUGAGAUAUUUGCCGAAAUGAGGAAAGGAGCAAAGAAGCUCCAGGAGCAACAGGAAGCGGUUGGCUCUCUCAGAGGUUACAACCAAGGACAGAUACUGAAGUUUAAGGAAGAGAUCCAAAAAUCUUAUGAUGAGCAGCUGAAGCGAAUUUCUGAGAUGAUUGAAACCAAGCUGAGAGUGGAGGUCAAGAGGCUCGAGCAGAAGUUGGCAGAGGAGCAGGCCGCUCGUGUGAGGACUGAAGAGCAAGCACAGUUGGCUCAGGCGAAGUCAGAUGCUGAGAUUCGUGAUCUCAGGGAGAGGCUGCAUAGAGCCGAGAGGGUCUGUCCGCUGCCCAUACCGCUGCCCUUACCGCUGCCCCCACCAUGCCCCAUUCUAUAAUAUGCAAGACCGGGAUAUCCUGGAGAAUGUUUCGGUCUCGAAGAUUUCGAUAUCCACUUGUGUUGUGAUAGUAACCUAUGGAAUACUCUUGUGAUUGCUCGUGUCAUGUAAAUGGAUUUAUGGCUUGCAUUAUUUGCAUAUCAUUUUAAGUUCACUAAUGGUGCUUCCGUUAUUCACUA
Messenger RNA from Punica granatum (pomegranate), 1925 nucleotides. The record is from RefSeq and is a predicted model, not a curated record. NCBI's taxonomy places the organism in Eukaryota, Viridiplantae, Streptophyta, Magnoliopsida, Myrtales, Lythraceae.